Spodoptera litura is the source of this 1111-nucleotide messenger RNA. The record is from RefSeq and is a predicted model, not a curated record. NCBI's taxonomy places the organism in Eukaryota, Metazoa, Arthropoda, Insecta, Lepidoptera, Noctuidae.
UUUAAAUUAAAUAUAAAUAUUUGUAUUUCAGUUAAAAUACAAGAGAAGCACAUUUAGUGUAUUUUAUUUUUAAGAUAGAUUACUAUAGUGGCUCCUUCCUUAUUUGCAGAUCAUCCAAAAUGUCCCAAUCACAGAUCCCAACAUUAGAACCAUUCGAUUGCGAAGGUGAUACAACCUCAGUGAGUUCUCGUUGGGUUAAGUGGAAACGAGCUUUAGACAUAUACUUUGUAGCCACAAACACCAAUGAGCAAAAUAAAAAACGUGCAAUGUUAUUACAUUCGGGUGGUAUGGGACUGCAAGACAUCUAUUUUAAUAUACCAGGAGCUCACGUAACUAACCCUGACGUGAAUGACGUUUAUGAUGUCGCUAUUAAAAAAUUAGACGACUAUUUUUCUCCAAAACAAAGUUACCUGUUUGAAAGACAUAUUUUUCGACUGAUGAAACAAGAAUCAGAUGAAAAAUUUGAAACAUUUUUAAUUCGUCUGAGACGACAAAGCUCAAAAUGCAACUUUGCUAAAGAAGACGAAAAUCUUAUCGAUCAAAUAGUUGAAAAAUGUAGCUCUUCUAAAUUGAGGAAAAAUAUCUUAAUACUUGGGGAUACAGCAACAAUUGACAAAAUAAUUUCGGAAGCAAACUCGCUUGAAACUGUACAACGUCAGCUUAAUGAGUUCCACGAUAAACAGGGCACAAUUACAUCGUCUUCCAGCCUUAAUAAAAUAGACAGUCACAAUAUAAAACGAGACACUAAAAAUGAGGUUAACAUGUGCUGCCGAUGUGGCAGCAAAAAUCACAAAGGUGAUAAUAGUUCCUGCCCUGCAAUUAACGCUAAUUGCAUGAAAUGUGGUUUUAAAGGUCAUUUCCAAAAACACUGUAAAACAAGGGCCCAUAAAAGAAAAAGUACCAACCUCUCAUCAAAAAACAGUAACAAGAAUAAAAAACCUAGAUUCGAAUCUCCAAAAAACACUGACGCUACUACAGUAGACUAUAUUUUCCACAUCGAUGACGAUGCAACAAUAGAUUGUCAGGAAAAUCUCCUUCAGAGCUCUUCUAUGGAAGGCAAUUUAGAGACAAAUUACCCUUUUUAGCUGACCUCGAAAGUAACUACAAUGAU